GCCAUGGCUCGGCGCGCGCGGAGGUAGCCGGGCGAGCCACCGGGAGCGCAGGGGCCGCCAUGGCCCGGCGGCGGCGCCGCGCCUGCAUCGCGCUGUUCCUGGUGCUGCUCUUCGCCUUCGGCACCCUCAUGGGUCUGCGCACGCUCAAGGCUCCGGACGGACUGCCGGCGCUGGGCCCGGGCCUGGAGCUGGCGCCCUUUGAGCGACGCCCGGAAGGAGCCCCCGCGCCCGCCGCCCGGGCCCCUGCCGCCCCCGCCGCGCCGCCGCCUCCGCCUCCGCCGCCCCGCACUGCCGGCCCGGGCAGCCCCCCGGGCCCGGCCCCCGCGGAGGCCGAGCCCGCCCCCGGGCAGAGUCUGCGCGUCUACUCGGACCUGCACGCCUUCUACUACUCGUGGUACGGGAGCCCGCGGCGCGAGGGCCACUACAUUCACUGGGACCACGUCAUGGUGCCGCAUUGGGACCCUAAGAUCUCGGCCAGCUACCCCCGCGGCCGCCAUAGUCCUCCCGACGACUUGGGCUCCAGCUUCUACCCGGAGUUGGGGCCCUACAGUUCUCGGGACCCCGACGUGCUGCGGGAGCACAUGACCCAGCUCAAGGAAGCUGCCAUCGGCGUCCUGGUCCUGUCCUGGUACCCACCUGGCAUGGCUGAUGAUAACGGGGAACCCUCAGAUGACCUGGUGCCCGCCAUUCUCGACACCGCCCAUCAGUACAACAUCCAGGUGGCCUUCCACAUCCAACCCUACAAGGGCCGGGAUGAUGUCACUCUGCAUGACAACAUCAAGUACAUCAUUGACACGUAUGGCUCCCAUGGUGCAUUUUACCGCUAUAAGAACAGCAUGGGCAAGAGCCUCCCACUCUUUUAUAUCUAUGACUCAUACCUGACGUCUCCUGAGGCCUGGGCUCACCUCCUGACACCCAGUGGGCCCCACUCCAUCCGUAACACCCCCUAUGAUGCAGUCUUCAUAGCGCUGCUGGUGGAGGAGGGCCACACCCACGACAUCCUGGCCGCCGGGUUUGACGGCAUGUAUACCUACUUUGCCUCCAAUGGUUUCUCCUUCGGCUCCUCCCAUCAGAACUGGAAAGCUGUGAAGAACUUUUGUGACGCCAACAACCUCAUGUUCAUCCCCAGCGUGGGGCCUGGCUACAUUGACACCAGCAUCCGGCCCUGGAAUAACCACAAUACUCGGAACAGGGUCAAUGGCAAGUACUAUGAGACGGCCCUGCAGGCAGCCCUGACCGUGAGGCCCGAGAUUGUCUCCAUCACCUCUUUCAACGAGUGGCACGAGGGCACCCAGAUCGAGAAGGCCAUUCCCAAGAAGACGCCAACACGUCUGUAUUUGGACUACCUGCCUCACCAGCCCAACCUGUACCUGGAGCUGACUCGCCGCUGGGCAGAGCACUUCAUCAAAGAGAAGGAGCAGUGGCUGAUGUGAGGAGCCUGCCGACGGCCAUGAGGUGCCCAUGUCCUGGCCUCACUGGAGGGUGUCGCUGUGUGGGGCCCAGCUAAGGUUGUAGGCACUCGCCGGUCUCCGGUUUGGCAGCGGGGCGCCUCUGGGUGGGGCCAUCAAGCCUGGGCCCACGUGGAACACAGCCUGUUCCUCGGGCAGGUGGUGCUGGCGUGCUCUGCAGUUGACAGGAAACGAGGCAGGGUUCCAGAGACGGAACCACAGAGGCUGGCAGGUGACUGGAUUUAGCCCAGGGCAGCUCCCUAUCCUAACACUAAAAAAAUAGUCCCUCCUAGCUUGGAACUCAGCAGGCCGCCAGGUCACUGCUCUUCGGAGCGGUCAGGGCUCUGGGCUAGCACACGCCCUGCUUCCUCUUCAGCCUUCUUCCCACAGCGUCUGUCUUCUCCGUGUUAGGGAACCGUAUUUGAAAAGGGAAAUUCUAGAUUUAAGCCCUUCCCGGUAGACUCCUGAACCCAACGAUCAGGAAAUACUCCUGAGCAUUCAUUCAUUCAACACACCCUAACUGAGCACCUUUUACUGUGUGCUAGGCGCUGGGGAGGAACUUGACCUGGAAAGGUUCCUUUUCUUCCAGCAGCUUACAGGAUCCAGCUUUCCUUCUUUGGUGUGGCCUUGUAGCUAGUGCCUGAGCAGAGUUUUCUUUUUGCAGUUUUACCCAGCGCUGGGAGUUGUUCCUUUUCCUCUUAAGAAAAUACCUCUGUGCCCCAGAGCCUCCAUUUCCCCAGAUGACCAUUUAGCUCCAGGGAGAGGACUAGGACAUCGCCUCUUCCCUCGGCUGCCUAAACUGAAUGAGGCCCACUCAGUCGAGCCAUUUUCAGUGCUGUGAUUUGUACCAAUUAAAUAUGAUGUGGUAUUCUCAA
Hyaena hyaena (striped hyena) is the source of this 2323-nucleotide messenger RNA. It is a transcript of the gene MANEAL, whose product is annotated as mannosidase endo-alpha like. The transcript has 4 exons. The record is from RefSeq and is a predicted model, not a curated record. NCBI's taxonomy places the organism in Eukaryota, Metazoa, Chordata, Mammalia, Carnivora, Hyaenidae. The coding region runs from base 60 to 1433 and encodes 457 amino acids. Gene Ontology annotation, cellular component: Golgi apparatus. Gene Ontology annotation, molecular function: alpha-mannosidase activity.